UUAUUAUAAAACACAUUCAGACGCAGAUUCAGAAGGACUGUCGCCCAGUUUAAAACUACCACCGUGUCUUCACUGCGCCUGGAACUCCUCCAUUGUCACCAACGAAGCUGUCAAAGGCAGCGCCCAGUCGCGUCGCGUCGUUUCUCUGAUGUCCGUGAAUACUUCCUGGUCCAAAGUUGUGUGUACACAAAUCAAAGUCAGUUGAGAGCAUAUAGUGGGAUUGUGAACUCACAUUACGGAAAUACACUUCAACGGACACACACACUUCUGUAAACUGAGGGACAGAGAAGAGAAGUUAAAUAAUUCAUUCCUCAGUGCUGACGCUUUGCAAACAUGAUACCAGCAGAUGAACAUCAUUUACGCAAUGGAACCCUGAAGUCUCAUUCUGACCAGAAACAACAGGGCAGCAACAAUUUGAAAAAUGGAUAUCACGCAACUGAAAAGGUGCAGAAAAAUGGCAAGGGAGACGGUUUUCAUCAACCUCAAGUUAGGGGUGAAGAUUCAUUUGAGGAGGCCCCCAUGUACGUGGCUGUCCUGACAUACAUGGGUUAUGGAAUCGUCAUCCUAUUUGGCUAUUUCAGGGAUUUCUUAAGAGCUGUUGGCUUAGAGAAGUGCCAUCAGGCCCAGGAGAGAGAAGAGCAAAAGGACUUUGUUCCCCUUUACCAAGAUUUUGAAAACUUUUACAAACGGAACCUGUACAUGAGAGUCAGGGAUAACUGGAACCGGCCUAUAUGCAGUUUACCCGGUCCGGUUUUUGAUGUCAUGGAAAGGGUCUCGGAUGAUUACAACUGGACUUUCAGGUUAACAGGGAAAACCGUUGAGAACGUCAUAAAUAUGGGCUCCUACAACUAUCUGGGUUUUGCUGAAAACAAUGUCGACUUCCUGAAAACCGUAGCAGAGGAGACCAAACAGAACGGGGUGGGCGUCUGCAGCACAAGACAGGAACUAGGCAACUUUAGCAUCCAUGAGAAACUGGAGCGACUUGUGGCGGAGUUCUUGGGGGUGGAGUCUGCAAUGGCGUUUGGAAUGGGUUUCGCCACCAAUUCCAUGAACAUUCCGGCACUAGUCGGAAAGGGCUGCUUGAUCCUGAGCGAUGAGCUAAAUCACACAUCCCUCAUCCUGGGAGCCAGGUUGUCGGGGGCAACCAUUCGAGUCUUCAAACACAACAACUUGGGCAAGCCGCCCAUGGGUGUCAUUACCAGCAUGAUGUGCAGCUCUGUGGAGGUUCUCCCCGAUGACGCCUCUGUCUGCAUCUCCCCUGCAGGCCAGCGAAGAGUUCGGCAGCUGUCUGAGAACAUGCGCUACUUCAGAUCUCGGCUGAAGGAGAUGGGCUUCAUCAUUUAUGGCAACCAGGACUCUCCAGUGGUACCGCUCCUGCUCUAUCUACCUGGGAAAGUUGGGGCGUUCUCACGGGCCAUGUUGAAGAGGAAGAUUGGUGUUGUAGUUGUAGGUUUCCCGGCUACACCUAUUACAGAGGCCAGGGCUCGUUUCUGUGUGUCUGCCGCCCACACCAGAGAAAUGCUCGAUAAGGUUCUCCAGAGCCUUGAUGAACUUGGAGACCACAUCAGGGUGAAGUUCUCCCGUCACAGACCUUCUCAUCGGCAGGAGCUGUAUAAUGAAACAGACUUUGAACUGGACAGCUAAUCACUCAUCGUCAUCACCGUGAGUGUGG
Sinocyclocheilus grahami is the source of this 1672-nucleotide messenger RNA. Its product is annotated as serine palmitoyltransferase 3-like. NCBI's taxonomy places the organism in Eukaryota, Metazoa, Chordata, Actinopteri, Cypriniformes, Cyprinidae. Gene Ontology annotation, cellular component: serine palmitoyltransferase complex. Gene Ontology annotation, molecular function: pyridoxal phosphate binding; serine C-palmitoyltransferase activity. The record is from RefSeq and is a predicted model, not a curated record. The transcript has 10 exons. Bases 334 to 1644 code for a protein of 436 amino acids. Gene Ontology annotation, biological process: ceramide biosynthetic process; sphingosine biosynthetic process.